AUGGGUACAGCUGCUCCUUCGUUCUCUUUGGUGGAUUUGCCUCCCACGACGGCUCCUUCACAGUUCUCUUGCAAUUUUCUUGCUGUUUCACUGCUGUACUUUUGUUGUAUUACUGCUGUCUCUCUGCUAUUUUUCCUGCGGUUCUCUUGUAAUUUUCCUACUGUUCUUCUGCUGUUUCGUUACUGUUCUUUCACUGAGUAUCUCUCAACAGAAGAACCAAAACCUGAAGUGGACAAUUUUGACAAAAAACUUGAUACAUGGAAGAAAGGAAAUAAGGAAGGUAGCCAUACUAUUCUCAGUACAUUAUCAAAUGAGCUUUAUGAUGUUUAUUGUGCUUAUAAGACUGUACAUGAGAUAUGGGCAAUCCUGAAAAAGAAAUAUGUUGUUGAGGAUGCUGGAUCACAAAAAUAUGCUAUAGGAAACUUUCUAGAUUUUAAAAUGAUAGAAGAAAAAGAGGUAUAUAUGCAAGUCCAUGACUAUCAUUUAUUGAUAAAUGAUUUGAAAAAUGAAGAAAUAAUUCUUCCUGAAACCUUUGUGGCUGGUUGUUUAAUUGAGAAACUUUCAGAUUCAUGGAGAGAUUAUAAGAAUAGUAUGAAACAUAAGCGAAAGCAAAUGAGCUUAGAAGAUGUGAUAGUACAUAUUAGGAUUGAGGAGACGAAUAGGCUUAGAGAUAAAGUCGAUAAGGCCAAGGAAUUGACAUCCAAAGCUAAUGUUGUUGAAAACCAAGUGGCUCAUCCUCAACCUAAGAACAAGAAACCAUACAGAAAAACUAGAGACAACAAAAAUCCUCCUAAAGCCAAUCUUGCUGAGGGAGAUGAUGUUAUUGCUGCUGUGGUUGUCUCACAAGUGAACAUGAUUGCUGAAAAGAAAGAAUGGAUAAUUGAUUAUGGGGCCACAAAGCAUAUUUGUGGAGAUAGAAAUUCUUUCUAUGAAUAUAUACCAGUGAGGAAUGGAGAAGAAUGUGUUUACCUUGGUGAUUCUCGCUCUACUCCUGUUAUGGGAAAGGGGAAAAUUCUUCUCAAACUUACUUUUGGGAAAACUCUCUCACUGAGUAAUGUCUUACAUGUUCCAAACAUUCGAUAUAAUCUUGUAUCUGUUUAUGUAUUGGGGAAGGCUGGAGUGAAAGUCUCCUUUAAGGGUGACAAAAUUGUAAUGUCCAAAAAUGGGGCUUUUGUUGGGAAGGGGUAUUGUUCUGGAGAGUUAUUUAAACUCAGUGUACUUAAUAUUAUUAUGAAUGAAAAUGCACCUUCUUCUGCUUAUAGAUUUAUGGCAUGGUAG
Pistacia vera is the source of this 1278-nucleotide messenger RNA. RefSeq lists its product as uncharacterized. The transcript has 4 exons. The coding region runs from base 1 to 1278 and encodes 425 amino acids. The record is from RefSeq and is a predicted model, not a curated record. Lineage: Eukaryota; Viridiplantae; Streptophyta; Magnoliopsida; Sapindales; Anacardiaceae.